AUGUUUGUCUCGAUCGGGCGACGGCCCCAUUGGGUGGACGGACGGAGUCGACGGACGGGCUUGAGGCCGGGUGACGAAGCAACAUUUGGAAGCAGCCGGGGGGCCCAACGGGGCGCAAUUGCAGGAGCUGGACGUUGCAAAUGGACCGUCGCCUGGUUAGGAGCCCGGCCGGCCUCGCGGCGUUGGGGUGCAGACUAA
Molecule: messenger RNA, 198 nt
Organism: Purpureocillium lilacinum
Lineage: Eukaryota; Fungi; Ascomycota; Sordariomycetes; Hypocreales; Ophiocordycipitaceae
Source: RefSeq, a predicted model, not a curated record